AUGUGGGCAAUUCAGCAGAUCCGUGGAGUGUCGGUUCUUGCCAUUGUUGAGAGCAUUGGGCUCGCUUUUCUCGCCUAUGUUCUACACAUCAUUGUCUAUCGUGUUUGGUUUCAUCCCCUUGCCAAAUUCCCGGGGCCCUUCUUCGCUAAGAUCACGAAUCUCUACGGUGGGUAUCAUGCGUGGAAGGGGGAUGUGCACAUAAACAUGCUGCAAUGCCACGAAAAAUACGGGGACAUUGUUCGAUAUGCACCGGAUCGGAUCUUGGUCAACACGAACACUGGCUUGAAGGACAUCUAUGCUUUUACGAAGCAAUUCCAAAAAUCCGCCGUCUAUAAGGCAAUGGUUCACCGCGCUCCCAACACUCUGACUCUCAUUGACAAGAAGCAACACGGCCGCAAGCGUCGCACCAUUGGCCAAGGAUUUGGAGACAACGCUCUUCGAGGAUUUCAGGAUGCCAUCAUGGAGCUAGUCAAGUCAUUUUGUGAGGCUCUUGUCCAGGAUACGCCCGCGGGUGACUGGUCCGAGCCCCAAAACAUGGGAAAGUGGUCAAACUACUUGACAUUCGACAUCAUGUCCAAGCUUGUUUUUGGCGAAAGCUUCAACUUGAUCGGAAGCCCCGAGAAUCGAGACAUUGUCCAAUGUAUCGAAGACUCUAAUGUCAGGACUGGUGUUCUGUUACAAGCUAGCGAGCUAUCCACACGUCGGCUGGACCGAAAAUUAUUCCCUCAUGCAAUCAAAGGCCGCAACAAGUUCAUUCGCUUUGUCACCGAUCUGUUGAAGCAGCGAAUGGCUGCCAAAACUUUGAAGAGGAAGGAUGUGUUUUCUUUCUUGCUGGAUGCCAAAGACGCUGAGACCAACCAGGGGUUCACCCCUGCGGAGAUUGGUGCAGAAAGCACAACUCUCAUUGUGGCCGGUUCCGACACCACAUCUACUGCGAUCGCCUCCAUGUUCUUCUACCUUGGCCACUACCCCGACGUCUAUGAGCGAGUGAAGAACGAGGUUCGUAGCGCAUUUGCCAACCCGGAUGAUGUCACUCUCGGGCCAAACUUGACAGACUGUGUGUAUUUGCGAGCCUGCAUCGACGAGAGCUUGCGGAUGUCACCUCCAGCUGGCAGCUCUUUGUGGCGUGAGGUCGCCCAGGACAAUGUUAUCAUUGACGGCCAUGUGAUUCCUCGCGGGUAUGACGUUGGCACCUGCAUCUACGCCAUUCACCAUAACCCCGAAUAUUAUCCGCAACCAUUCGAAUACCGCCCUGAACGUUGGCUCGGGGAACCUGCAGAGGUUCAAGCUGCCCGAUCGGCAUUCACGCCCUUCUCCGUCGGUCCUCGAAGCUGUCUUGGUAAAGGCCUCGCCUUGACUGAGCUCAGCCUCACCAUGGCUUAUUUGUUGUGCAAGUAUGACUUUAGACUUGCUCCUGGAAUGGAGAAAGUGGGGGGUGGUUCGGCCAAGGACGGACCGGGUCGUCAUCGCGAACUGGAAUAUCAGCUUCGAGACCAUGUAACAGCGGCCAAAAACGGGCCGCUGAUCCAGCUUCGUCUGCGACAGUGA
Messenger RNA from Penicillium oxalicum, 1548 nucleotides. Its product is annotated as cytochrome P450. The record is from RefSeq and is a predicted model, not a curated record. The coding region runs from base 1 to 1548 and encodes 515 amino acids. Gene Ontology annotation, molecular function: iron ion binding; monooxygenase activity; oxidoreductase activity, acting on paired donors, with incorporation or reduction of molecular oxygen. The transcript is spliced from 6 exons. NCBI's taxonomy places the organism in Eukaryota, Fungi, Ascomycota, Eurotiomycetes, Eurotiales, Aspergillaceae.